AUGACUGACACGACUGAAUUCACGUUCGACGAUCUCAAGGCGCGCUCGUCCAAGAAGGACCUGCACAUGCUCAUCCACGGCAAAGGUCAGUCGUGUGUGACGUUGGUGUCGUGCAUGGCUUGUUAACACGUGCGAACGAGGACACCGGAGCUGAUCGCGAUUCACCUGGCCCAUGUGUUGCCACCCCCGCCGUUUCGCCCUCGUCCGCGUUGUCGUACGGUGAUAUGUCCUACAGUCUAUGCCAUCGCCAAAUUCCUGGACGAGGUACUUUUCUGUCUUAUUUGUCGCGUUACGUCACCCGUGCAUGUCACUGACCCACUUGGCUCUGACUGGUGUUCCACGUCGCGUACAGCACCCGGGAGGUGACGAGGUUUUGUUGGGCGAGGCCGGAAAGGAUGCAACCGAGGCGUUUGAGGAUGUUGGACACUCGGACGAGGCGAGGGCCAUCUUGGACAAGUACUUUGUUGGCAACGGUCCCGCCGUAAGUUGGCCGUGGCCACUCUCCUCCUGCCGCGUCAGGGGUUUUGGUGCUCGAUCACGCGACAUUUGUCCGUAGUGGCAACGAGUCUACUUUCGGCACCCAAUUCUGGUGUGAUCUUCGAUCAAUUUCCGCCGUCGCCCCGUCGUUUGCUUGCCCGUGCUAGCUUUUACAAUCGCUGACUUCCCACGCCGCUGUGCCUGCUCUAUUUCACAGAGCUCUUCGAAAGAGCCCCCCAAGCGGGGAACCCGAACGAACGGUGGCCUCGGUGAUCAACCUCAGUACGUGUUUGCACAUCCGAAUACAUGGCAGUAUCUUCGACAAUACUCUAUCAAGCUCGGCGCACCUUCCAUCCCGGGGAACGGCCGCGUGACUCGAUUUGGGCCGCGGCUUCGGCGAUGAAGGGACGCGAAGGAGGCCGGCGCGCGACACUCUGCUCGCUUCAGUCGCACCGGCCGAGCUGGGCUCGUUGGCCGACCCGUUCGACCCGUUCUCAGAGCUUUGCCCACCCCAACGUCAUUCGGCUUUUUUGCGUGUGCUGACCAGCGCGCUUUCAUUGUGUCUGCAGAUCUUAUGCCUACCUCUAUCCCCUUGCCGGUGUCGUCGCCUACGCUGCUUACCGGUCAGUCUUGCUCGUGCUUGCUUGCUUCGUCGGCCUUCUGUACGCCUUAUGAGCUCGCCAUUGACGUGGUCCCGGCCCCUCUUCAAUACAGCAUCUACGAGAACUACGUUGCCAAGUAG
Molecule: messenger RNA, 1219 nt
Organism: Microbotryum saponariae
Lineage: Eukaryota; Fungi; Basidiomycota; Microbotryomycetes; Microbotryales; Microbotryaceae
Source: the annotation of a GenBank genome assembly